Molecule: messenger RNA, 924 nt
Organism: Acaulospora colombiana
Lineage: Eukaryota; Fungi; Glomeromycota; Glomeromycetes; Diversisporales; Acaulosporaceae
Source: the annotation of a GenBank genome assembly
AUGUCUUAUUCGAUAUGGAUGGUCUUCUACUGUGAAGGAUUCUUGUUGAAACUGACCGCUCUACUAAUGCCACACUUUAUCAGUGACUCGGAAAGAGUGUACACUGAAAUAUGGUUUCGAGAUGACUUGGGAUAUCAAGUCCCAGUUGAUGGGAAAACGUCUGUAGACAUUCAUUCAACAGGUUAUAUACUCGGUAUUUACCAGUGUUUAACACCUCUAUUUCCAGCGGAACGUGUUAGCGCGGAGCUGCUUUGGGCUCUCCUUCCUGGAAUCGAAAAGCACCUCAGCGUGGAUGACUACAUCACCGAACGGCGACGUUUACAGGACCUACAGUGGCCUCAUGUUUCUCUUCUUCCAGGAGCUGCCAAACUUGUCAGGCAUCUCCACGCUCAUAAUAUCCCCAUUGCGGUGGCGACAGGCUCUCUUCGUCGAAACUUCUUGUUAAAGACGGCCGAUGAGAGGUGCUCCAAGGAGAAGGUGGAGGUCUUUCAAUUAUUCAGAGAGAAGGUGAUUUGUGGCGACGAUGGCCCCAUGGGAAGAAGCAUAUGGGGUACCGAAAAGGUAGUAAGAGGGAAGCCAGCCCCUGAUAUCUUCUUAUGUGCGGCGGAGAUGGUUGGUAGGAAUGUUGGGAGAGAUGAAAUAGAUGUAUCUGAAGAACAGAAAGUGGAAAGGAAAAGGGGGCUCGUCUUUGAGGAUGGCAUCCCAGGAGUAGAAGCUGCCUCUAGGGCGGGAAUGCAAGGUGAGCCAUUGAUAACUGUCAGAAGUAGCAAAGAAACUCACCACCUUCCAUCAGUGGUAUGGGUUCCAGACGCAAACUUGUUGGCUCUAGAUCCUAAACUCGACGUACCCAAAAUCUCUACGUUAGAAAAUUUCAUACCCGAAGAAUGGGGUUUGCCACCAUAUGAUGCUGACCCGCGCCGUUGA